This is a messenger RNA of Tachyglossus aculeatus (Australian echidna), 1961 nucleotides long. RefSeq names its product cytosolic 5'-nucleotidase 1A-like. Gene Ontology annotation, molecular function: magnesium ion binding; nucleotide binding; 5'-nucleotidase activity. Lineage: Eukaryota; Metazoa; Chordata; Mammalia; Monotremata; Tachyglossidae. Gene Ontology annotation, biological process: nucleotide metabolic process; adenosine metabolic process. The transcript is spliced from 10 exons. Gene Ontology annotation, cellular component: cytoplasm; cytosol. The record is from RefSeq and is a predicted model, not a curated record. The coding region runs from base 48 to 1733 and encodes 561 amino acids.
AACAAGAAAACCAUUCCUAUAAUAGCUAUGAAAUACCUAAAUCAACAAUGAAUUUCUUUAAUUUUAUUGGCAAUGCAGAAACUAAUCAACACAUGGAAGCUUCAACAGAAAGAAAACAUUAUUGUAACAGUGAGGAGGAAUUGAAGAGUUUGACAAAGUUUGAGGUGGUGAUGAGCUAUCCAAGAGAGAAUGCCGGACCAGAGAGGAGAAUCUCAAGAGAGAGUGAGAGAGCUGGAAUUAAUCAGAAUGUACUGGGAAGAAGACAAGAGCCGACAACCGUAGCCACAAAGCAGCAGGAAUGUGUCACCCACCACUGCAGCCGUCCAAUGAUGACAAGGAAAUCUCAGGAGCCGGAGCUCAGGUGCACAACCAGCAGCCCAAAGCUGACCCGCAGCCCUGGCACCAGCCGGCGUCACUGUGGGCCCCGAAGACCCCAGCCAGAGCCCAAGAGGCCACUCCAGCCCCCGCCGCCCCCGCCGCCCUCACCGCAGUCACCUCCACCCUCACCACCCCCUCAGUCGCCCCCUCAGACUCCCUCGCAGUCACCCCCACAGUCACCCCCACAGUCACCCUGCAUCGCACUCGAGAACUCCAGCCACCCAGACUUCCCCAGCCUGGACCCCACCGACUCCGUGGACCCAGCCAACCCCGCCGACUCCCAGGCCCUCGCCCCCACUGGCUCCACCACAGAGGAUGCAGAAGACAUGGACGAAUGGAUGGCGGUCCAGUGCAUCUAUGAAAACAUGCCCGGUCUGGUCAGGCCCAAGCCCCCAAAACCCAAACACGCCAUCACCAUCGCUGUCUCUUCCCGGGCCCUCUUUGAUAUGGUGGAAGAGAACAAAAUCUUCGAGGAGCAAGGGAUGGAGAAAUAUCUCGAGUUCCAACUGGCUAAUGAGAAUGUCACACUGAAGCCAGGACCCGCCUUCCUUUUUGUAAAGGCACUGGAGCAUAUCAACGCCAGACUGCGUGAGCUUUAUCCCGAAGAUCAAGACUUAUUUGAUGUCGUGCUGAUGACUAAUAACCAUGCCCAAGUGGGUGUGCGGCUUAUAAACAGCAUCAAUCACUAUGGUUUAUUAAUUGAACGUUUCUGUUUGACUGGUGGGAAAAGCCCUAUUGGUUAUCUCAAGGCAUAUCUUACCAAUUUAUACCUUUCUGCAGAUUCUGAAAAGGUACAAGAAGCCAUAGAAGAAGGAAUUGCUUCUGCUACCAUGUUUACAGGGAAUAAGGAUAUUCCAUAUUGUGAUGACCAGCUCAGGGUGGCGUUUGAUGGGGAUGCAGUCCUGUUUUCAGAUGAGUCUGAGCAGAUUGCAAAACAGCAUGGACUAGAAAGAUUUUUCCAACAUGAAAAAUUGUUUGAGAACAAGCCACUCGCUCAGGGUCCCCUGAAAGGUUUUCUGGAAGAUUUAGGGAGGCUCCAGAAGAAGUUCUAUGCCAAAGACGAGCGGCUCCUGUGCCCCAUCAGGACUUACCUCGUUACAGCCAGGAGCGCUGCCAGCUCUGGAGCCAGGGUGCUAAAAACAUUACGCAGUUGGGGAUUGGAGAUCGAUGAGGCCCUCUUCCUCGCAGGUGCUCCCAAAGGACCCAUCUUGGUGAAAAUACGGCCUCACAUCUUCUUCGAUGACCAGAUGUUCCACAUUGAAGGGGCACAAAAACUGGGUACCAUUGCCGCACACGUGCCCUACGGAGUUUCUCAGAAGCUGAUGAAGCUUAAGGAAAGUCCUGAUACAAAAUAAGGCCAUGUCUUUAUUAACCAGCGAUUGCCCCUACGCGGCUAGUUACUUUUAACUUUUUAGGCUUCACCGUAACCCUCUCGGAUCCCAGGAACUAAACUCAUUUUGAAAGAUGUUCUUGUGCCGCCACCGAACGAUGGGCAUUUGAACGGUGUCAUUCCUUUAAACCUCAAGUGCAUUUAAUGUGACAUUUCAUUUUUUUUCUGCCAAUACUGCGAUUAAAUACAUGAA